AUGCCUUCAUGCAGACCUAACAAGAACGCGCCCACCACCACGCCCAAGAUCCCAGAGCUUCGUCGACGCGCGAUUCGGCCGACAGGAGACGAGCUGGUGGCCGUCGGACCUGGAGGACUGGUGGGAGCUAGCCCGCUCUGCCUGGCCGCAUCGGCCGACCCGCACUGCGCGACUGGCCUCGCAGCUCAUAACGUCAUCUGGAAGAGCCUCAGCCCAAGGUCAACGACACCAUCAAGGACCACAGGCGACCGUAUGCAUCAUUUACGUGCCCAACCUACUCGUGGUGCCCUGGCGGCCGCCUUCCGGGAGCUCUACUACUGGGACAACGUACUGGGUGGUGCGGCGCCUCAUCCCUCAGACGAACAUGACCUCCACCAUCAAGGGCAUCUUGGAGAACUUCUUUCGCCUGCUCGACAACUACGGCAAUCAUCCAACGGCGCGGCGCUCUACUACCAUGCAACGCAACGCAAGCCCCCGUGCUCCACGCCCAUGGUCACGAGUACUUACCAGGCCACCAAGGGACGCGGGCCUUCGUGCGCGACACUUCGCCUUGCUUGGCAGCGCGACUGA
This is a messenger RNA of Gryllus bimaculatus (two-spotted cricket), 570 nucleotides long. NCBI's taxonomy places the organism in Eukaryota, Metazoa, Arthropoda, Insecta, Orthoptera, Gryllidae. The record is from the annotation of a GenBank genome assembly.